CAGUUGGCUGCCACCUUCCGCCGGAGGUGGACGCGGCGCCAGUGUGCACUGUGGUGGGUGCUGUGCGGUGCCGUGGUGUGCAGGUGCGCGGAGUGACGGUCAGUGCGCUCCAUGAGGGCUGCUGUGGUAGUGGGUGCGCUGGUCGGGGCGCUGGCGGCCGCGACGCUGCGCGCGGCCGAGGGCAAGCCUGCAGGGGGCGGUCGGGCGGACCACCUGUACAUCGACGGCGAAACGCAAAACUACCUGAUGCGCUACGGCUACCUGCCUCAGUCGGACAAGGAGACGGGCAACCUGCGCACCGAGGAGCAGCUCCGAGACGCGCUGCGCGAACUGCAGAGGUACGGCCACAUUCCGGUGACGGGCGAGCUGGACGAGGAGACGCGCCGGCUGCUGCAGAGGCCGCGCUGCGCCGUAGCCGACGUGCCGUACCGGGAGCAGACGCUGCGCUGGGGCCGCCGCAAGCACCGACACAAGCGCUACUCGCUGCAGGGCAACGUGUGGCCCACCACCAACCUCACCUGGAGUUUGCGGACGAUGGAGCCGCGAGACCUGGACCCCGGCAUGGUGCGCUACCAGCUGGACAGGGCGCUCCGCAUCUGGUCCGACAACUCGCGGCUCACCUUCCGGGAGGUCAACAGCGACCGCGCCGACAUCCUCGUCUACUUCCACCGGUUGUACCACGGGGACGGUUUCCCUUUCGACGGGCGAGGGCAGAUCCUCGCUCACGCCUUCUUCCCGGGAGAAGGGAGAGGAGGAGACGCUCAUUUCGACGAGGAUGAGAUCUGGCUGCUCGGCGAAGAAGACGCUUCGGGACAAGGGACGAGCCUGUUCGCGGUGGCUGCCCACGAGUUCGGCCACUCGCUGGGGCUGCAGCACUCGUCGGUGAAGGGCGCGCUGAUGUACCCCUGGUACCAGGGGCUGUCGCCCAACUACAAGCUGCCCGACGACGACCGCGUCGCCAUCCAGCAGCUCUACGGUGCAAAAGAGCGGCUGUGGGCCAAGAUACCAACAUAUCCGUAUGACCGUGAUCGGGAUCGUGGGGCAUGGCCUACCCCACACCCCACAGCGCCGCCAACACAGCCGCCGCCGCCGCCGCCGCCACCCCCACCGCCCCCAACACAGCCACCCACACCGCCCCCGACGCCACCACCCACGCGUCCAACGCGGCCUCCUUGGAGACCGCCGAAGCCGCCCAAGCACGACAAGCCGCGUCAUCGCCAACCACCGCCUCCACCGCCUCCGCCGCCUACGUACCGCCCCCGCACGCGGCCACCACCCCCCACACUCCCACCGCCGCGGCCAUCGCCUGCCGAACCGCGAACGGAAAGGCCCCAAGAAGUCAAGCCAGAUACGUGCAACACCAACUAUGAUGCCAUCUCAGUCAUUCGCAGGGAGGUGUUCAUCUUCAAGGACAAGUAUUUCUGGAGAAUUGGUGACAGAGGACUUGAGGAAGGUUAUCCAGCAGAAAUUCAGAGAUUUUGGUACAGCCUGCCAAGGAACUUCACCCAUGUGGAUGCUGUAUAUGAGAGGCUUGACAAGAAAAUUGUUUUCUUCAUUGGAAGGCAGUACUUUGUAUAUGAUGCAAACACACUAAUGCAUGGCUACCCAAGGCCUUUAACAGAUCUUGGUCUGCCAGAAACUUUGGACAGGGUGGAUGCUGCAAUGGUUUGGGGACACAAUAAGAAAACUUACUUUUACAGUGGCACCAUGUAUUGGAGAUUUGAUGAAGAUGUUGGCAAGGUGGAACUUGACUACCCAAGGGACAUGUCAAUGUGGCGUGGUGUUGGCUACAAUGUGGAUGCUGUUUUCCAGUGGAAAGAUGGAAAGACAUACUUCUUUAAAGGAAAAGGUUUCUGGAAGUUCAACGACCAAUAUAUGCGUGUGGAGAGUGAGAAGCCAAUGCAGUCAUCAGUAUUCUGGAUGGGCUGCCCACCAGGCAUUGAGGGUGAAGUUACAGGCUCAGGUGGAGAGACAAAUGAAAUAGAUGAGACGAACCAUCAUGCAGAAGCAGAAGUUGGUUCUGAAGCAACAAGCUUUUUUAAUGGCUCUAUUACAGUUCUUUUAACAAUAGCCCUCCUGUGUUUUCAAGUAUUGUGAGACUCCUCUUGUCAGGGUAAACUUUUCUAUGUGCAAAAUAGCCUCACUCCUACACUUCAGGGAACAGUGAUGUCUCCAAAAGUAUAAGUUUAAAACUAUGUAAGGACAUGUAGUGAUUUGUUUUUCAUUUUGGGAAACUUCAGAACCACAUUUUUAUUACUUACUAGAGCAUCCACAUCACAAUUAAUUACUCUGAAUUGUAAUAACUGUAAUUUGUAACACCCAUAAACUGCCAAUAUCAAAAAAGUGCAUGGAGUGAGUUAAUUUAUAAGUACUGUUCUUGCUGUCAUGUUUGUGGUUCAUCUUGGAAUUCAAAAUCUUGUGUGUGGGAGAGAACUGCUGACAUAUUGUAUAAAGAAAUGACAGCAUUAUUUUACAAAUAUGAAAGAUCUCUGACAUUUCACAUUCUGCGAAAUGUAUUCACCCAUUUGCUGAUGUCUACAUUAGAUGUCAAAUGGGAGCAUGUAAAAAUUGUACUAAAAUUUUUUAGUGGAGAUAAGCAGCAUCCAUUUAUAUUUUCAUGUUGCAAGAUUGUAAAUAAAAUUGUACUUUAAAGAUGUACAUUUGGGGUGCUAAGGCUGGCUUUACACCUUACUAUGUGUGUUUUCUUGGAAUUUCAGUGUAAUACAGUUGUGUUUUAUUAUUAUUAUGCCAUCUGUUUAAAACAAAAGUGACUGAUCGAAUUAUGGACCAUAGCUUGUUCCAGAAGUUGUGAAAGAAAAUACUACAAACAGAUAUAACACACUUUCAUUUAUAAAACAUUCCCUAUCCACAAACAUGUCCAACUACUUUUGUAUAUAUCUGUAGUUGGUUAAAAAUGUAUGCUGAUAAUUCUAACAGGGUUGGUGGAGCAGUCUACCAACAGCAUUUAUUUCCCUCUCACAGUAUUUUCAUAUUGUGUGUGCCUGGGAACUCUAUGCAGUGAAAACAUUAGUGAAUAUGUCUGCAUAUCAUAAUUCUCAGAAGUAACUAAAUUACAUUUCACUGUGAGUAAUGACCUCUUGAUUGCCAUAUCUCAUAUAGACAUCAAUUUAUUACCCUGAAAACCAAGACACUUAUCAUAAAUGAUUCACUGCCAUUUUUGUCUAUGUGUAUGAAUGAGACAGUAGCAUUCUUAUUUAUUAAUAAGUUCUUAAGUUAGAUUACAAGUUUUAACUGAGCUAGAUGGCAAUUCUCACUGCAUAGAAUGAAAACUGUUGCUCAACCAGUUAUUAGUGCUCCACUCAAAUUAUCCACUGAAAGUCAUAGUUGAAAAUUCUUGAUGUUAAGAGAAUAAAUAUUUUUUGUUCAAAGUGAGAUUCAAUCUGUACUAUAAUAAUGUAAAAUAAAUAAGAUAUCCUCUCAUAUUGUCAAUAAAUUAGUUAUAGUUCUAGAUUUAGCUAUGUGCUCACGAGUGAUUCAUACAUUUCCUGUCAGUUGCAAAAUAGGUUACUUACUUGUUUCAACAAUGUCUCAGAAUCCAGUGUCGUAUUCAUUUCAUUUGUAUGAAGCAAUAAGUAACGUAUUUUUGAUCAGGAAAAGUAUUCUUCAAAAUGUGGUGCAAUUUAUGUCUUUGACCAUGUGGUAUUUUGCUAAACUUAAUUUCUUUGUCUAAACCUACAGACUAGAUGUGUAAAACAGGCCUUUGUUUAUAGUCACUCAUUUUACUGGAAACUGUUUUUUACAUGCCAGCACAGUGAAGACUGUUUUAACUUUCUCUCAUACGGACACCGAUUUCAGUGAAAAAUAUUUGAAAAGAGCACUCAUAACUGUAACAGUAUUUAAAAAUUGGAAAGAAGCUGAAAUAAUCGUAGGAAAAAUUUGUAUAUGCAUUUUAUUCUUGAGACAGAAUCAUUUGUGCCUUAAGCUUUUACACAAUUUGCUGUUUUUCCAGCCUAUUUUUUAUGUAAGAAACAGAAAAAAGUAAGAGCAGAUAUUCCAUGCUUUUGAUCACUUACAGAAAGACUGAGAUGUAUAUUUAUUUAUUGCUAAACUCUUUACAAUUUUAAAAUUUUUAAUAAAUGUUAUUUUGUGAAUAAACUGUUAAGAGUAUUACUUGUAAAAUGUUUUAACCACGAAAGCUAUUUAACAAGCUUAUUUGAAUUAAGUGGUUAAAAAUGUUGGCACUAUAUUAUGGAUGAAAUUGUUAAACUGGAUAGCACGUUAAGACCAUUAUUGAAUUUAUAAACUUCUGAAGUCAAGUAGAAUGCCUUUAUGUGUAAGAGAAAUGAAGAAGACAAAGAUGAUAAUAUAUAAAAUUUACAGGCAUUCUCUUCAUUCUUAUAUUUUACAAUGGAAUACUAAAAGAGGGAAAUUAACUUCCUCUUAAGGAGAGGGAAAUGAGUUUCUGAAGACAGUCUUAUUUGGUUCAUGCUUUUUCAGAAUCACCUACCAGUUUGUGCUUAUAUCUCUAAUGACUGUAUUCCAUUUGGAUUUAUAGCAAUUAGAACUACUUGGCUGUACAAAAUGUUCUGUGUAAAUCUGAAAUCAGUGCCAUAAAAAAAAAUUCGACUUUGCAUGUGGGUAAACGAAACAUAUUAACUAAAUAUGUGCCAUUUUUGUCUCAUGAAAAACUGUUUGUUUCCAGUUUCAAUAAUAUACAUGAUCAUUUUUACACAAGAGAAUUAAUUAUAUUGGCUGUGUGUAAAUGGAAAGAUUGUAACUAUUUAGUUUGUAAUUACUGUGAUAUUUAUUAUUUUAUGGAAGUGUAAAAACUGUAUUUAAAGAUGUGCAUAUUUCAGAACCUGAAUAAACUGAAACCUGUUAUGAA
Schistocerca gregaria is the source of this 4846-nucleotide messenger RNA. Its product is annotated as matrix metalloproteinase-2-like. Lineage: Eukaryota; Metazoa; Arthropoda; Insecta; Orthoptera; Acrididae. The record is from RefSeq and is a predicted model, not a curated record. Gene Ontology annotation, molecular function: metalloendopeptidase activity; zinc ion binding. Gene Ontology annotation, cellular component: extracellular matrix. Gene Ontology annotation, biological process: proteolysis; collagen catabolic process; extracellular matrix organization. The coding region runs from base 112 to 2097 and encodes 661 amino acids. The transcript is spliced from 10 exons.